ACCGCCGGUAUGGUCCCUUCUACACAAUGCUUGUUAUCACGGGACAACACACCUCUAAUCAGGUGGACAUUGUCCCAUCUGCCACCGACUGAGACCCUCCCUCCACUCUCAUAAUGAAGGCUGUGAUCGGGGCGCUGCUGGUGCUGUUUGUGGUUCGGACACGAGGAGAUGGAGUUAAGUACCCAAGUCCUAUGUGCUCAACAGAUCCACAAGCCACUGUCGGACCAAACGAUCCGAGGCUUCCUCAGGUGAUGCCCCCCGAAUACCAAGUCCAUAUUGAAGGCGCCAUCAUUGACCAGUUUAAGACUGUGGUGGCAGAUGAAUACGUCUCCAUUUCGGAAGGUGUGUCCGCGAUGACUGUCACCCUGGGGGACAACAUUGAAUACUUUAUCCUCAACUACAACACGAACGAGAGCUACCAUAUCAUAAAUGGCGCGUGUACGGUAUACAACCAGUCGAUGGAUCCGGAUGACGUUUUUCUUGGGGGUUCAUCAGGGAAGUCGGCCAUGCCUCAUGGCUAUUCCACAGGAUCUGUCCUCAGGUUCGCACAGAGGUAUGGUGAGGUAUAUAUAGGUCAGUCUACUGUCCGGGGCAUUCAGUGUGACCACUGGCAGUCGUGCAUGUACUGGGGAUACCUCGGUGUCAACUUCACCCUCGACUACUACUUCUCUGUUACGAACUGGACCACGUCGGACAAUUCUCCUCAGAUUCCGGUCAGGGCUGAAAUCGUCGGCUACCAGAACUUGUUGGGUCCCGGCGUGGGCUCAAGCUUCCAUCACAUUUAUGACUAUACUGGCUACAGGAGCGAAAUUACGGACGAAUCUAAGUUAGAAACACCCAAAGGAAUUGCUUGCAUGGGACGUAAACAGACACGCGAUAUGCCCCAACUUCAGGCCCAGUACCAGUACAGAGAGGAGAUCACAUCCGUCAUGGAUAACACAGUCACGCAAGCAGAUGUGUAUUACGAUUACAACUACCAGCUGAUCCGGUUCGAUUCCCGCCCCGGCCCGGUAUACCCUUACUACAGCACCGACGCUACCGUUGAGAUCCAUGACUACAACACUGGUGUGGCCUACGUUAUUGACAGGACGUUCCUCAACUGCAGUAUCGUGCCCAUAGAGAACACCACAUGGGACGCCACGCGUAACAUGACCUCGGUGCCGAUCAAUCUCAGGAAGCCAGAGCAGCUCUUCUAUCUGAAUCCCUCCUAUUCUUAUUCAGGGCAGAGAUCUGUCAGGGGCAUUGACUGCGAUGUAUACUCAACCAUCAGAACGGAUUUCCCAGAAAGAAUGGGGGCAAAUGUAUCUUUUGAAGUCUACUUCAUGAGCGAUUACUGGACGAGUUCCAAUGACAUAGGAAGCGACAGUGACAGCCCAGACACGCCAGUUCGGCUUGAAAUAAGUGAACCUUUGAGUGGCUUGGGAUACAUAUACGAUUUCUACGACUUCGACCAGGAAACUCCUAAUGUGCUCAACGCCUUUGGGAUCACGCCCUGUUUCACAGAUGAGCAACAGACUGAUUUUCAGAUAACGUUCCCAGGAGACGCCAGUGAAUUCCUUUCACAAUACAGAACUGUCUUGCAAGCGCAGAUUGUUGCGAAAAUUUCGACACUGACAAAUAUGAGUCCUAUUCGGAUACAAAGAUCAUCUAUUCACUGGGAUGAAGACAACACGUACUUCCUUGCAACUUUCUUAGACAAGGCACCCGCUAUUGCUAAAUUCCGACGAUGGCCGAACCUCGUGGCCCAGUACAAGGAUGACGUCACGUUGACCGGCGUGACUGACGCCUUUACGUGCGCAAGUGCGUGCGACACGACAAAAGCCACCUGCAAUAGCUUCGAUAUUUGUCCAGGUGCGCAAACGUGUGCGCAGAGUACUCAUUACACCCCGGAUGGUACCCAGCUGUCGACAAGUGCCACCUGCGACCAUUAUUCACGUGUGCUGUCGGGACCCGUGCAACAUGAAAUCGCCCUCCAGGACGCCUACGAAGUCCUCAAAGACUAUGUUUUUACCAACGCUUUGAUAGUAACUCUAAAACAAACGAAUAGAGUUUUUAAGGCUUCUUCAAUAACAACUGACAUUAUUAGAAAUCCCUUCGCAGGAUCUACGAACAAAGUGACAGCCCUAAGCCAGUUUAUCUCCGAGACGAACAAGGCUGUCAGGGGUUCCGGCGACAUGCAGUUGACGGGGAUGGCUGUCGAUAGCUGCGCGUCGGAGUGUGUGGCAGAGAUUGAGUUCACGUGCCAGUCUUUUGAGUACUGCCUUACCAACGGCAUGUGCACCCUCAGCCGCGUCCAUCCUGACGAGAGACCCGACCUCAUUGUCAACAACGCCUCUUGCAACCUGUACAUCCGUGACUACACUGCAAAGUUCACUGAACUUAAAGGAACGACGGUCGUCUCCGACUCCGACACCAUCUACCAGAACAUCAACACCCCGAACCAGUGCGCCAAGCUGUGCACGGACUAUCAGAGCUUCCCUUGUAAAUCGUUCGACUUCUGCCCCAACAUCAACGCCUGCUUCCUCGGCCACACCCACGUUUUCGAUACACCAAAGGGACACGUGAAACAAGACCCAACGUGCAACCAUUAUUCAAGGAACUACGCUGACGACUUCAAGCAGACCGCUAACCGCCAGAUCUCGCUUCAAGACAACCGUAUCAUCUUAAUGAUCAGUGUGGAGCAGUGCGCCAAACUGUGCGUGGACGAGGAGACGUUCUCCUGUGCCAGCUUUGACUACUGCGGCAACACGACGGAGUGUCGACUCUCGACGGCGUCCAUGUCGGACGUGGGACAGAUCACCAUCGAGUCAACUGCCUACUGCUCUAUAUAUAACCGUCAAUAUUACCCCAAUGGGCAGAGGUACAUACCUCAUCAAGACACAAGUGCCAAAUAUACUUCAGGUGCAAUGGGAGGUCUGGGCUUCGCCAUGCUGGUUGUCGGGCUCCUAAUCGGAUUCGGGGCACUGUUUGCCUGGACCAAGUGCCGGGGAGGCCACUCUGACGAAAUGGCAGUAUCAUUCUCAAGCAAAGACACAUUAUCUGCCGACUGACAUUAACAAAUAUAAACUGCAAAAGAGACAUGCUUACUCAACGAUCUUAUCUUGUAGGGUCAGUAGCAAGUAGACAUUUGAAUAUGAAGUAUUCGCUCUGCCAGGGUCAUAAUGCCUAUUGUUUCAAGAUGGUUCGCGUUCUGUAUUCUAGUCCAUAACAUAGCAAUUAUCAAAUUUACAACCUCGCUUUCUACUUUACACCUCAUUUUAAUGUCCCUAAAGUUUGUUUUUCCCCCGCUUGAAACACCAAUCCUUCGGACAAUCCAACGUCAAUCACAUCCAUCGACAGUUGUAUUUUAUUUUAAAAAUUAAUAUUUAUACAAUUCUAAUAAUUUAUUCUGGUCUAAUGUGUAUUUGCUGAGCCAGAAAAUGACAACACAAUUUGCAACUUUAUGACGAACUAUUGGUUGGAUUUGCAAUUCCACGAAACCCACACGAGUUAUUAACAAAAUGGACACUUACUUGAGCUUAUCGUUUUCAUAUUCAUCCCGGUAGAAUAGCCGUAUAUGCAUAUUAAUGAGUGUUGAUACCAUUGGGACCCUGUGGUCCGUUGUAUGAUUCCCAUCAUUACCUUCACGUCGUGGGACAGUAAUGGUAAAUAUAUACUAGACGGAGUAUGAUUCCUAACGUCACUGUUAAUAACGUCGUGAUAUAACCGAAAUAAUGUUCAAAGCGGCUUUAACCCAACGCACACUCACUCACUCACUCUCUUUAAUAGGUUUGAAUGUUUCGCAGCACUUUAAACACGUUCUUAAAACACAAUAAUGGUUGUAAGGAAAGGAUUGGCCAAACCAGAAUAACGAAAAUGGCUUCAUGCUCGCAUACUGGCACCGAACCAUGUCAUCAUAGCAGUGGCUGUCUCUGACAAUGGAUGUGUCAUUAUCCAAGAUAAAUAUCUUCCUCGUCGUUUGUACAUAGUAGAUACAAUUAUCUCAAAGUAAUAACCAAGAUGACAACGUUUUGUAUGUACAUAAGCACUAUGUUAAUAAAUGUCAUCAUGGACUUGA
Haliotis rufescens (red abalone) is the source of this 4057-nucleotide messenger RNA. RefSeq lists its product as uncharacterized. The transcript is spliced from 21 exons. Bases 114 to 3050 code for a protein of 978 amino acids. Lineage: Eukaryota; Metazoa; Mollusca; Gastropoda; Lepetellida; Haliotidae. The record is from RefSeq and is a predicted model, not a curated record.